CUGAGUUAAUUUUAUUUAUUUAUUAUUUUAUGAACCUUCCCAAAACAUUUUUAUUUCUAUUUUGUCGAAUUAACAUGUCUGCUGACAUGGCUAUUUCUGUUUUGACUGCUUUUAUUUUUGGUUCCUAAUGUAAAUAUUGUUUUGGGGGAAACGUUAUUAGUGUUGCACGAAGCAAUGUUCAGUGACGUAGCUGCAGCAGCCAGGCAGAAGCUGCCUAACGGAGCUGCUGGUAAGACGCGUGCUAAAGCUACCUCUCACUUUUAAUAAUGUUUAUGUUGUUAAAAAUAGUUUUCACAGCUUUUGUUCUGCAAAAAUAUAAGGUUAACUGUGCAAGUGUUUUUAAUACAAACUUUGGUGUUGGUUAAAGUUAAUUUGUUACGUUUAUUAAGUUUGUAUAAAGUUUCCCUCCAAAAUGUGUUUGUUGGGCCGCAGGACUGACAGUGAUCGUGUAUCAUACCUGGUGCUGAGUGUGUUCCACUGUCUUAUAGGUAUGUAAUGGAUACACAGAUUUAUUUUGUGGUUUGAUGUUGAUUUGUGCAAGAUUUUACUUUUCUUUAGUCCAUUUGUUGUUAAUCUAUAAAAAAAGCAGAAGCUGCCUAACGGAGCUGCUGGACUGACAGUGAUCGUGUAUCAUACCUGGUGCUGAGUGUGUUCCACUGUCUUAUAGGAAUAAAACAAAAAAAACCAACGCAGAGUACUAUUCCUUUCCACAUCUGUUACAUCUGGUGCCGUGACCCGGAUCCAUUGGUUAGCCGCUGCCGACCGCCGAGGGUUCAACUGUGUGCUAGUGAAGCCGACGUCAUCAAGCUGGUCGACCUGUGGAUCCUGUUCAUUACUGUCGAGGACUGACAGUGAUCGUGUAUCAUACCUGGUGCUGAGUGUGUUCCACUGUCUUAUAGGUAUGUAAUGGAUACACAGAUUUAUUUUGUGGUUUGAUGUUGAUUUGUGCAAGAUUUUACUUUUCUUUAGUCCAUUUGUUGUUAAUCUAUAAAAAAAGCAGAAGCUGCCUAACGGAGCUGCUGGACUGACAGUGAUCGUGUAUCAUACCUGGUGCUGAGUGUGUUCCACUGUCUUAUAGGAAUAAAACAAAAAAAACCAACGCAGAGUACUAUUCCUUUCCACAUCUGUUACACAUAUGUCUUCACUUUUUGCCGUUAUAGUGAUUUUAAACGUUUAAUUGCGUAAAGACGGUUCAGUUUUCGGUGUUUAUCAAACAUUCAUUGCUGAUUUCCUGUUCAGUAUAUUAACCUCAUCUGUUUGAAUUGGUAACCAUAUUUUCAACAAACAUUUUUAUUUUAGAAUUUCAUGGAUUGGGAUCUUUGCUGCCCGGUUCUGAUCACAGUGAGGCAUAAAACCGGUUUCCUUACUUCCUGUUUGCUGCUUCAAAAUAAAAGACUGAUGAGGGUGACGUCGUUCAACGGUAUUUCCGUUAUUAAAAGACUAGCAAGCAAGGAUUUCACAUUAGGUUUGUGUUUACACUCUAUGAUGCAUCUUAACAAAUGAAGAGGAUUUAAGAAACCAAUAUAUAUACAAUUUUUGAAAAUGUUGAUUUAAAUAAAUCAAUAGGAGUUGGUUAUCAGUGAAACAUUUUUUCUGUUAACUGAAAGGAAAAACCUGACAGUUUAUUUAGCCUUUAAAAGCUUAUUGUGGCCUUAUAUACUAAAAGAUGACAAAAUAAAAAUAGAAUAAAAGUCACAACCUCGGACGGUUUUUGUCCCUCUGCUGGUCAAACCGAAAACUACAACAACAGAAAACCAUCAUGGCGGCGCCCAUCAGGCUCAUAUCAAGGUUGACUCUGGUCACUGGUGGAGGCAGCGGGAUCGGCCGCGCCGUGUCUCAGCGUCUGGCCUCUGAAGGCGCCUCAGUGGUGAUCGCUGACAUCAGCGAGGAUUCAGCCAAUGAGACGGUGGGACGCCUGCAGAGUGACCUCAAAGGUCAGAGUCACAUGGCGGCUGCAGUGGACGUGUCGUCAAAGGAGAGCGUGACGAAGCUGCUGACGAGAAUCCAGACUCGUUACUUCCAGCCUCCCUCAGUGUGUGUGAACUCUGCAGGCGUCACUCAGGACGACUUCCUGCUCAGCAUGGAGGAGGAGAAGUUCGACAGAGUCAUCCAGGUCAACCUGAAGGGUUCGUUCUUGGUGACCCAGGCUGUGGCUCAGGCUCUGGUUGCCUGUGGAGCUUCUAAAGGAUCCAUCAUUACUCUGGGCAGCAUCGUAGGAAAAGUGGGAAACCUGGGCCAGGUGAACUACGCUGCCUCUAAAGCCGGAGUCGAAGGUUUAACCAGGACGGCUGCUAAAGAGCUGAGCAGGUUUGGGAUUCGUUGUAACUGCGUGUUGCCUGGUUUCAUAACCACUCCCAUGACGGACGAAGUACCGGAGAAGGUCCUAGUCAAAAUGAAGUCCCUGGUGCCUCUGGGUAGAAUGGGUGAACCUGCAGAGGUCGCCGAUGUUUGUGCCUUUCUGGCUUCAGAUGAUUCUCGUUACAUCACAGGAGCCAGCAUCGAGGUCACAGGUGGACUUUUCAUGGGUUAAAACACAACAACAUGUUAAUGAAUCCCGAAGAAAAGACGUUUCCUCCCUAAAGUAGUUAAUUAAUGUAGUGAUUAUUUAAAUGUGAUUGUAUAGGACAAUAUUUUUAAUUAUGAAAAUACUUUUUGUAUCAAUAAACACCUGAAUGCCAUGUUGAAGCCUUUCUUCAUUAAAGAUUUUAUUUAAAACCUGA
This is a messenger RNA of Xiphophorus maculatus (southern platyfish), 2720 nucleotides long. It is a transcript of the gene hsd17b8, whose product is annotated as estradiol 17-beta-dehydrogenase 8-like. The transcript is spliced from 10 exons. The coding region runs from base 1760 to 2530 and encodes 256 amino acids. Gene Ontology annotation, molecular function: oxidoreductase activity, acting on the CH-OH group of donors, NAD or NADP as acceptor. NCBI's taxonomy places the organism in Eukaryota, Metazoa, Chordata, Actinopteri, Cyprinodontiformes, Poeciliidae. The record is from RefSeq and is a predicted model, not a curated record.